This is a messenger RNA of Schistocerca americana (American grasshopper), 528 nucleotides long. RefSeq names its product proline-rich receptor-like protein kinase PERK2. Gene Ontology annotation, cellular component: extracellular region. The record is from RefSeq and is a predicted model, not a curated record. The transcript has a single exon. Gene Ontology annotation, molecular function: chitin binding. Lineage: Eukaryota; Metazoa; Arthropoda; Insecta; Orthoptera; Acrididae. The coding region runs from base 1 to 528 and encodes 175 amino acids.
AUGCCUGUCACGGGAUCUGGCACCCCUCCCUCUGUGCCUCCCAGCACGCCACAGCCCUCGCCUUUGGACACCCCACUUACACCUUCACCCGCUGACUCGUCACUGACCACACCGUCACCUGACGCAACAUCUGGUACACCUCCCACCACACCUGGCAACAUGGCAGGGCCUACGUCUGCAGACAUGCCGCCAGCAACGUCUUCAGCCACGGGACCAUCCCAGCCGACACCGUCGUCCGACACGCCCUGCACUGCCCCUACUGUGACUGCCAGCACAGCACAGCCCACACCUCCGGACGUGCCAACAACGCCCUCACUGACGUCCCCUUUGCCCAGCACGACUGCUCUCUCCACUGCCAGCGAGUAUUCCAGCCCGCUGGAAAUCGUUCCAGACCCCAGUGACUGCUCCAGCUACUACGAGUGUCUGCCAACGAAUAAGUGGACACACAUCGAAUGCAUUUAUGGAUAUUACUUCAAUCGAGAUGAGGAGAAGUGCCUUUAUGGUUCUUGCCCUUACACUUCAUGGUGA